Molecule: messenger RNA, 3870 nt
Organism: Mirounga angustirostris (Northern elephant seal)
Lineage: Eukaryota; Metazoa; Chordata; Mammalia; Carnivora; Phocidae
Gene: ZNF331
Product: zinc finger protein 331
Exons: 7
Coding region: 1920-3377 (485 amino acids)
Biological process (GO): regulation of DNA-templated transcription
Source: RefSeq, a predicted model, not a curated record
GUUCCAUGAUUCAUUGAGUGUAACACCCAGUGCUCCAUUCAAUACGUGCCCUCUUUAAUACCCAUCAGCAGGCUAACCCAUCCCCCACGCAAAUCGUUAAAAAAAUCAAAUCAAAUCAACCAUUUAGCAAUGAGUAACAUCGCACAGAUGACUAGCCACCCUUAUGUAAGGGACGGAAACGCUUGUUGGGAGCAGGGCCGGCCUCCCAUUCACUACGCAGUUCUUUGCCCUGAACUACAUUUCCCAGAAGUCUGUGAGGCACAGGUCCUUCGGGGCGUGUAGGGUUGCAAGCCGGGGAAGUGGACCACCGGGGGCCCAGCUCCUUGUAUUCCCGGGCUGCUGGACUACAUUUCCCAGAGGCCCGUGCGCCGCCCCGUCCCCAGAGUCGGAGCGCAGCGAGGUGCCUGCUGGGAGAGGUUUGCCGAGCCGAGGAUUGUCUGCGCUCAGCAUCCCGCGGCCCCGGUGCCGAGUUGACCUCAAGCCUUGCGCCCCGUCCUCACGCCCUGUGGGCCGUGGGGCCCCGAGCGGACUUGAGAACAUUUGCUUCCCUUGGCCUGAGAUGUUCUCCCCAACAGUGACUAAUCCUUUCCGGAGAGGUGUGAUGGGGCCGUGCAGGUGUCUGCAGAGAACACAGAACAGAAGAAUGCGGUGGGGAGGUUCGUGUUGUGCUUUAUUGCAGCCUGAGAUUUGGUCAGGAGGAUCCUUGUCUUUAGGUGGGAUCCGCAGUCUUGCCCACCGGCCUGACUUUCAGAGCACAGUGAGAACAGAGAAGGUUUGAUGGUUUGGGCCAGUAAAUGACAAAGUUACCAGCUUGGUGAUGCUUUUAAAAGUGGGGUUUGAGGGCCGUCCUGCUGGCCCAGUCGGUAGAGUGUGCAGCUCUUAGGAAACGUGCUGCUGGAGCGAGCACUAGAGCGUGCAGCGCUUGAUCCCGGGGUCGUGAGUUCCAGCCCCACGUUCGCCAUGGAGCCUACUUAAAAUUAAAAAAAAAAAAAAAAAAAAGUAAAAUAAAAUUCAAAGGAAUUGAGCCAUUAUUUUGAUAAGUAAAUAAAUAAAAGUGGGGUUUGAGCAAAGGGCUUUGUCAUCAAAGGCAGGGAUUUUUUUUUUCAGUGAUCAGUAGAAAUCUGUUGUAUUAUCCACAUCUUGUCGGAAGCGUGACAGCUUCAGUCUGUUCCAGUUCCAUUUUCGUAUGAACUGCAAGAAGCAACAUGGUUUGAUGCUGAGUGAGUUCUGGAACUAGAGCAGAGGGCUUGGCAGAGUUUCUAAAAGGUCAUAUAUUGAACAGUUCGUGCUUCGUGGGCUACAUAUGGUUCCAUAUUCUUCUUGUUUAAUUGAUCUUGUUAAUGUUUAGGGUGGUUUUAGAUUUGCAGAAAAAAAUCGCGAAGUUAGUACAGAGAAUUCCCAGGUACCCUGUACCCGCUGUGCCCUAUUAUUAACAACUUACAUUAGUAUGGGAUGUUAUUUACAGUUGGUGAGCCAAUUCUGAUACAUUGUCAUUAACUGAAGUCCACGCUUUUUUCAGAUUUCCUUAGUUUUUACAGUAACAUUCUUCAUGUGUUCCAGGAUGCCAUCCCGGAGAUCACAUUACAUUUCAUUGUCGUGUGUCCUUAAGCUUCUCUUGGCUGUGACAGUUUCUCAGACUUCCCUUGUUUCUGAUGACUUUGAAGGUUUUAAGAGCAAAAGGUUCAGCUUCCUAAGGAGCUCGUAAAGAAGAAACUCGAAAUUACCCAUAGCUGUACCAUCCAGAGAUAAUUGCUGUUGAUAUUUUGUGAGUUUUUCUGGGUGCAGGGUGCUGAAUGUUGCCUGGGCCUUUGCUUCUCCAUCCUGUCCAUCUGCCAUGUUUUGACCGACCUCACCCUACCUAGAGGCCAGGAGAGGUUCAGAAACCCCAAGAGGACUGAUCAGUUCUUGAUUCUAAAACUAUGGCGCACGGUUUGGUGACGUUCUCAGAUGUAGCCAUCGACUUCUCUCAGGAGGAGUGGGCAUGCCUGGACUCCACGCAGAGGGAUCUGUACUGGGAUGUGAUGUUGGAGAACUACAGUAACCUGGUCUCCCUGGAUUUAGAGUCACCGUAUGGGACCAAGAGUUUACCUACAGAAAAGGGCAUUUAUGAAAUAAAUUUAUCCAAAUGGAACUCAGAUGGAAGAAGUAAAUCCCUUGGCCUUGACUGGAUGUGUGAAGGUGAGUUUGAAGGACCACGGGGCCAAGAGGGCUGUUUCAAUCAACUGAUAAUCAACUGUGAGAAAACGCCCACUUGUAGAGAAAAUACCUCUGUUAGGCCACAUCAAAGACUUCAUACUAGGGAGAAUUCCUAUGAAUGUAAGGAAUGUGGGAAGGCCUUUAGUCGUGGCUACCAGCUCACUCAGCAUCAGAAAAUUCACACGGGUGAGAAACCCUACGAAUGUAAGGAAUGUAAAAAGGCCUUUCGUUGGGGUAAUCAACUCACUCAGCAUCAGAAAAUCCACACUGGUGAGAAACCCUAUGAAUGUAAGGACUGUGGGAAGGCCUUUAGAUGGGGUUCAAGCCUCGUCAUUCAUAAGAGAAUCCAUACGGGUGAGAAACCCUAUGAAUGUAAGGACUGCGGGAAAGCCUUUAGACGUGGUGACGAGCUCACUCAGCAUCAGAGAUUUCACACUGGGGAGAAAGACUAUGAAUGUAAAGACUGUGGCAAGACCUUUAGCCGUGUGUAUAAACUCAUUCAGCACAAGAGAAUCCAUAGUGGCGAGAAACCCUAUGAAUGUAAGGACUGUGGGAAGGCCUUUAUCUGUGGCUCGAGCCUCGUUCAGCAUAAGAGAAUUCAUACUGGCGAGAAGCCCUAUGAAUGCCAGGAAUGUGGGAAGGCCUUUACUCGAGUCAAUUAUCUCACUCAGCAUCAGAAAAUCCACACUGGUGAGAAACCCCACGAAUGUAAGGAGUGUGGGAAGGCCUUUCGCUGGGGUUCGAGCCUUGUUAAACAUGAGAGAAUUCAUACUGGUGAGAAGCCAUAUAAGUGCACAGAAUGUGGGAAGGCCUUUAAUUGUGGCUACCACCUCACCCAGCACGAGAGAAUCCACACUGGUGAAACGCCUUACAAGUGUAAGGAGUGUGGGAAGGCCUUCAUCUAUGGGUCAAGCCUCGUUAAACAUGAGAGGAUUCAUACAGGGGAGAAACCCUAUGAAUGUAAAGAGUGUGGGAAGGCCUUUAGUCAUGGCCAUCAACUUACACAGCAUCAGAAAAUUCACACUGGGGAGAAAUCCUUUGAGUGUAAGGAAUGUGGGAAGGCGUGUAACCACGUGAACCAUCAGAGAGUUCACACUGCUGAAAAACCUACUGAACAAGAAGAAGGUGCAGAAGCUUCUAUACAACAUUCAUUCCUUCCACAGCACAAGGAAAAUCCAUGAUACAGUUUAACAUAAGAAAGCCUUCAGUGGUCACUCUCCUGCUUAUAAGCAUCUCAGAAUAGUCAUGCUCCAGACAAAUUUGGAGAAUGGAGAGAUCACUUUUUCUUAGUGAUCACAACACACUCAGUGUAGACUUGUUUUUUCGUUUUGCCACAUCGGUUUAAUGAGUGGAUAGAAGCCUCCCGCUACCAUUCGAGCUCCGCCUCACUUCACAUUUGUUCUAGGGAAUAACUGCUGAUGUAACAUAUGUGGAAAAGCCUCUCGCCAUGGUACACACCCUCCCUGUUACCAUCACCAUCCCACCUCUUUACUGCUGUGACACACUGGGAAAAUGACCUGUUACCCCUGUGUGUUGUGUGUGAAAUGGGGAUAAUCACAUGUACCUAAUACUGCUGUUGUGGUGACUGAGUUUGGUACACGUAAACUCUCUGGAGGUGUAUUUGGAACAUUGUGUAAGCUCAAUAAAUAUUAGCUGCUGUUGUUCUUACCAUCA